AUGCCUUCUAUAGCUGUCACCGUCCCUAGUGUGAAAUAUGCCUUCCGGCCGAUAUUUAUGAUGCCCCGGGAGUCGGAACUUCCGCUAUACAAUAUAAUAAUAGAACUGUUGUUGAAGUUAUCCAGAUCUAUAGUAAACCUGAGUAUCUUAAGCGUGGGCUGGAUAGCGUUGGUUAAACGAAAAGCUCGAGCAACCAGUGGAAGUAGACAACAUCAAAAUUAUCAGCGAAAUACUCUAGAAUCUUAA
Messenger RNA from Penicillium cosmopolitanum, 246 nucleotides. RefSeq lists its product as uncharacterized. The record is from RefSeq and is a predicted model, not a curated record. The coding region runs from base 1 to 246 and encodes 81 amino acids. The transcript is spliced from 3 exons. NCBI's taxonomy places the organism in Eukaryota, Fungi, Ascomycota, Eurotiomycetes, Eurotiales, Aspergillaceae.